GCUUUUUUAUUGCUUUUUUCUUCCUUUCUUUGUGUUACUUUACAGAAAACAAGAUUCUGACUGGCUGUCCUUUUGAACAUCUUUUAGCUCUAUGAAUCCUAGUUGUUGUCACACAGUGAUUAUAUAAUCUGUGUAAAAAUUGUUCUGUACUAGUUUCCUUAUUCCACUUGGAAUAAUCACAUUUUUACCACUUACCAUUCAGACAUGUGUUUUCUUUUCCUGGGUUGUUUCAGAAAGUGAGUUUCUGACUUUUUUGUACAAUGAUUAAGUUACAUAUUUGUGUCUAAGUGAAGGUGUGAGCUGAGAAUUUACGGAAAAGGGUCCGGGUUCUUGACAAUCGUAGAAACGGGCUAUAGCAUGUUUCUUUGUUAAGCACAAGGAGCAAGAAGAAUUGAACUGAAUUGAGAAGUAGUUUGCAGUGCAGCUAUGUCUUCACCUUCUUGGCUCAGUGAUUUUGAGUGUUCUGCAUCAACCUCAGGAUUUUCACAGUGGUUAGGUUUCAUAUUUGUUUCUCCUUGUUCACAAAGAAUCUUGUUUUCAUCCAUUGAUCUUAUAUUUCUGCUAAGCCUUUUAGUGUUUGGACUCCAGAAGUUAUGUUCAAGGUUUAUAUAUAAACAGAACAUCAGUUCUAAUUAUAUGAAUGAACCCCUUCUUGAAGAAACCAGGAAAAUUUCUUAUACAGUCACCCUUUGGUUCAAAUUAUCUGUAGUUGUUGCCUGCUUGUUAACCAUAGCUUACACAGUGCUGUGUGUGUUGUCAUUCAUUCGAGGCGUAUCGACAUCAUGGAAGCUGAUAGAGGGUUUGUUUUGGUUAGUUCAAGCUCUGACCUUUCUUGCAAUCUCAGUUCUUGUUGCACAUGAAAAGAAAUUUAAUGCUGUUGUUCAUCCCUUUACACUUAGAUUGUAUUGGAUAGCACAUUUUGUGAUUGUAGUUUUGUUUGCUGCAUGUGCUAUAACUAGACUGGUUAUGAAAAAUGAGUAUUUGGAAGAGUAUGUGAUGAUAGAUGAUAUAUUUUUCUUAGCCAGUCUUCCUUUGUCUGCAUUUCUGUUUGUUGUCGCGAUUUACGGAACCUCUGGGAUUGUUGUCUUUACAGAGAAUGGUAUAGACCAUAGUUUAGUAACAGAAUUGAAUGGGCCUAAUGUGAGGGAUUUGAAUGUGAGUGGAUAUGCUAAUGCUUCUUGGUUAUCUAGAGGAACAUGGUAUUGGAUGAGUCCACUGAUAACCAAGGGUUAUAAAUCUCCGCUGACAAUAGAUGAUGUCCCCACUCUUCCAGCUGAUCAUAGAGCAGAAAGAAUGGCAGAUUUGUUUGAGAUGAACUGGCCUAAAGAAGGUGAAAAUCUGAAGAAUCCUGUUAGGGACACUUUGAUCCGGUGCUUCUGGAAGCAAAUUGUCUUCACUGGUUUCCUGGCCCUUCUGCGUUUAUCUGUUAUGUACAUUGGUCCUAUGCUAAUACAAAAUUUCGUUGAUUAUACUUCUGGAGAUAGAAGCAACCCACUUGAAGGAUAUUAUCUGAUAUUGAUACUGUUAUCAGCGAAAUUCGUGGAAGUUCUUAGUUCACAUCAAUUUAACUUCCAGUGCUCGAGACUUGGGAUGCUCAUUAGGUCUUCCCUCAUUACAUCUUUGUACAAGAAGGGCCUAAGGUUGUCUUGCUCAUCUCGGCAGGAUCAUGGAGUAGGACAGAUUGUUAAUCAUAUGGCUGUUGAUGCCCAGCAACUCUCUGACAUGAUUCCACAGCUACACCCAAUAUGGAUGACACCUUUACAAAUUGCAGUAGCUUUGUCUCUCCUCUAUAGCACUAUGGGUCUCUCAAUGAUUGCAGCGACCAUUAUAGUCAUAGGGACAAUGUUUUUUACUCUGUGGAUUACUCGCAAGAAUAACAGGUUUCAGUACAAUAUAAUGAGGAACAAGGAUUCAAGAAUGAAAGCAACAAAUGAGUUACUCAGCAAUAUGCGUGUCAUCAAAUUUCAAGCAUGGGAGGAACACUUUAAUAAAAGGAUUCAGUCUUUCCGAGAUCUGGAGUAUGGCUGGCUCAGUAAAUUCAUGUAUGCAAUUUCUACUAACAUGGUUGUGCUCUGGAAUAUUCCUAUGGUCAUGGCAGUGGUUACAUUUGGAGUUGCACUUUGGUUGAAUGUUAUCCAUCUUGAUGCAGGAACAGUGUUUACAGCAACAACAAUUUUCAGAAUUUUGCAGGAACCUAUCCGGACCUUUCCACAAUCUCUUAUCUCAGUAUCACAGGCAUUAGUUUCCUUGGGAAGGUUGGACGGGUUCAUGACAAGCAAGGAAUUGGAGAAUAGAUCUGUGGAGAGAGUGCUAGGCUGUGGUGGCUGUACUGCAGUGGAAGUGAAAGGUGGGAACUUUUCAUGGGAUGAUAAUGAUGGUAUUGCAAUUCUGAAGAAGGUGAAUAUUACAAUCAAGAAAGGAGAGCUUGCAGCAAUUGUUGGAACUGUUGGAUCAGGGAAGUCUUCCUUACUGGCUUCAAUACUUGGGGAGAUGCACAAACUUUCAGGGGAGGUCCGAGUUUGUGGGACAACUUCAUAUGUGGCUCAAACAUCUUGGAUACAGAAUGCAACUAUUGAAGAAAAUAUCUUGUUUGGUUCACCAAUGAACAGGAAAAUGUACGAGGAAGUAUUACGAGUUUGUUGCUUGCAAAAGGAUAUGGAAAUUAUGGAGCAUGGGGACCAGACAGAGAUUGGAGAACGUGGAAUCAAUCUCAGUGGUGGCCAAAAGCAGCGGAUACAGCUUGCUAGAGCUGUAUAUCAGGACUGUGAUAUAUAUCUUCUUGAUGAUGUCUUUAGUGCUGUUGAUGCGGAAACAGGAUCAGAAAUAUUCAAGGAAUGUGUGAGGGGAGCCCUCAAAGAUAAAACAGUUUUGCUUGUUACUCACCAAGUUGAUUUCUUGCACAAUGCUGAUCUCAUACUGGUCAUGCGAGAUGGGGAGAUUGUGGAAUCUGGAAAGUAUGAACCACUUCUAAUAUCUGGCAUGGAUUUUGGUGCUCUUGUAGCUGCCCAUGAAACUUCGAUGGAGCUUGUUGGGACGAGCACCACAGCGGCCAGUGAUGAUUCGCUGGAGAGGCCAAAGUCCCCUCUUGCCUCUUCUAGCCCAAAGAAACCGACAGGUGAAAAUGGCGUAUUAGCUCAAUCAAAUUCCAAGAAGGGAAACUCAAAGCUCAUUGAGGAGGAAGAGAGGGAGAGUGGCCAGGUGAGCUUCGGAGUCUAUAAGCAGUAUUUCACCGAAGCAUUUGGAUGGUGGGGAGUAGCAGGAGUACUACUAAUAUCUCUUUUGUGGCAAGGAUCUUACAUGGGAAGUGAUUAUUGGCUAGCUUACGAGACUUCAGAAGAACGAAAAUUCGUUCCUUCUCUGUUUAUCACAGUUUAUGCAAUCUUUGGUGUCGUUUCAUGUGUAUUUGUGCUAGGUAGAGCGUUUUUCGUAACAUAUUUGGGCCUGAAGACAGCACAGAGCUUCUUCCGUCGAAUUCUACACAGCAUUCUGCAUGCUCCAAUGUCAUUUUUUGACACUACUCCUUCAGGAAGAAUAUUAAGCCGCGCAUCAAGUGAUCAAGCCAAUAUUGAUUUUCUGAUCCCCUUCUUUCUGAGUAUGACAAUCACAAUGUACUUCUCAUUGCUCGGAGUUUUGGUCAUUACAUGCCAGUAUGCUUGGCCAACAGUGUUUUUUCUGGUCCCUCUGGUUUGGCUCAACAUCUGGUAUCGGGGAUACUAUCUUGCAUCAUCUCGUGAACUAACCAGGCUUGAUCAAAUAACUAAAGCACCAGUCAUUCAUCAUUUCUCAGAGACGAUUUCUGGUGUUAUGACCAUUCGUUGCUUCAGGAAGCAGGGUAGGUUUAUUCAAGGAAAUAUUGACAAAGUUAAUGCAAAUCUGCGGAUGGAUUUCCACAACAACGGAUCAAAUGAAUGGUUAGGUUUCCGCUUGGAGCUAUUGGGGUGCUUAGUUAUGUGCGUUUCUGCCUUGUUUCUAAUCUUGCUUCCUAGCACUAUUAUCAAACCAGAGAAUGUUGGUUUGUCUCUUUCCUAUGGACUUUCAUUGAAUGGUGUGCUGUUUUGGACCGUAUAUUUGAGUUGCUUUGUGGAAAACCGAAUGGUGUCAGUUGAAAGAAUAAAACAAUUCAUAAGCAUCCCUUCUGAAGCUGCAUGGAAGAUGGCAGAAUCUCUCCCUUCUCCAGAUUGGCCUGAAAAUGGAAACAUUGAGAUAACCAAUCUGCAGGUAAGAUACCGAUCAAAUACUCCUUUAGUUCUCAAGGGAAUCACUCUUAGUAUUCGUGGAGGAGAUAAGAUUGGUGUUGUUGGUCGAACUGGAAGUGGGAAGUCUACUCUUAUUCAAGUUUUCUUUCGGCUGGUGGAGCCUUCUGGUGGAAAGAUAGUCAUCGAUGGCCUUGACAUAUGCAAGCUUGGCCUACAUGAUCUCAGGUCCCGUUUUGGGAUUAUUCCACAGGAUCCUGUUCUAUUUGAAGGAACCGUCAGAAGCAAUAUUGAUCCGAUUGGGCUGUAUUCAGACGAAGACAUAUGGAAGAGUCUUGAACGCUGCCAACUAAAAGACGUGGUGGCUGAAAAGCCUGAGAAACUCGACGCUUCUGUGGUUGAUAGUGGAGAAAACUGGAGCGUGGGGCAAAGACAGCUUCUUUGCCUAGGACGCGUAAUGCUGAAGCACAGCAGGAUUCUGUUUAUGGACGAAGCAACAGCCUCAGUUGAUUCCCAAACUGAUGCUAUUAUUCAAAAAAUCAUCCGAGAAGAAUUUAAAGACUGUACAAUUAUCACAAUUGCUCACAGGAUCCCCACAGUCAUUGAUUGUGACAAGGUGUUGGUCAUCGAUGCUGGUUUGGCGAAAGAAUAUGAUGCACCGUCUGAGUUGCUUGAGAGGCCUUCUCUGUUUGCAGCAUUAGUUCAGGAGUACUCCAACAGAUCGUCGGGAUUAUGAGUUUCCACAAACCAUCCAAUUUUCCAAGAAGAGAAUACCCCGCUCGAUCUGGAGUUUUAAAUUGCCUAAAUGUGUUACUGGCACGACACAAACUUUAGAAUAGUCUAAUUACGUCCAACUCUGACCCCAGGAAAAUUUUCAUUUUCUUGUGGUCCGGAAAGAAGAGGUUGAUGAUCAGGUGCAAUCAGUAGAUCAUAAGAUCCAGCUUUAGACAUCUCAAUACAAUGCUGAGACCUACAUAGUUUUUUUGUUUUUUUUUUUUAAAUGAGACCUACAUAGUUGAAAGCAAUACUGUAGUGAUUGCUGAUAGACUGUGAUUAAUAAACAGACCUCGUUUGUUUCUA
Messenger RNA from Daucus carota subsp. sativus, 5273 nucleotides. Its product is annotated as ABC transporter C family member 14. Lineage: Eukaryota; Viridiplantae; Streptophyta; Magnoliopsida; Apiales; Apiaceae. The transcript is spliced from 11 exons. Bases 427 to 4929 code for a protein of 1500 amino acids. The record is from RefSeq and is a predicted model, not a curated record. Gene Ontology annotation, cellular component: membrane. Gene Ontology annotation, biological process: transmembrane transport. Gene Ontology annotation, molecular function: ATP binding; ABC-type transporter activity; ATP hydrolysis activity.